AUGGCCUUCAUCCUUGCUACUUUAGGGGCUUUGAUUAUUAUGUCACGUGCACGAGAAGGAUCAAUCGGGUCGUCAAGUAGGACUCGACAUUCGGUUGAUGAGGAUGAGGAUAACGUGUUAGACAUUCCUACUGGAGUGGAGAUCGGGGCUUGGCGAGGUGAAUCGGGUGAUUCAUCUCAAGAGAUGGGCUUAGGGAUUAAUAGUGCUGACGGACUUUACGGGGUUAAGGUUAAUGAGACAUUUUUGUUGGGUAAGAACCAUCCCUCAAAAUUCACCAACAUAAACCAAAUGUAUAACCUUCGAAUAUUAUACAACAUACCUAAAUGGGUUAGCCUUCACGCACCUGGUACGGCCCUUAGGGCGGAUCAUAGUGUCGCGGGUUGGGUGUGUAUGUAUGAGAAGACCUUCAAAGAGGGUCUACGACUUCCUCUUCCCCGCUUGGUCCUAGAGUUCUUGCAUUAUUAUCAUAUCUCACCGGGUCAACUCAUGCCUAAUGUCUGGCGAGUGUUGAUGGGUAUGCAAGCUUUUGGAGAACUGAAGGGCUUCGAGGUCGAUCUUGAAGAUGUGUUGGCUACUUACACGGUUCAAGAAAAUAACAUGGAGAGAGGGCGAUACCAGUUAUCACGGGGAAAAAAGCUUCCCGAAUUGGUUUGUGGUGUUACGGAUUCUGGUUUGGCCUGGAAACAAAAAUAUUUUUUUAUGAACUAUGAUGCCCUUGGCGACCUGACGGGCUAUGAUAUUCCAUCAUCUUGGUGUAAUGCCCGACAUCUCGACGUUCCUUGGCCGGUGAGUAAUAGAAAUUUGGAAAGAAGAAGAGCACGUUUCACCACAUUUCCUAGCAACAAGAGGCAUUGGAGAGUUAUCUUGGGAGAAGAGAGUUUAAGACAGACUACUUUGUGGAGUUCCGUCCCUCCUGGUCCAGAAGACUACGUGAUGUCGCACCCUAAGAUGAAUCUUCUUCCAGAAAAGGAUAGCUAUGAAACUUACUUGAAGAUGCGGGAGAAGAAGAAGGCAUCCGGCAGGGGCAAGAAGGGUGGUUCGGGUAGUGAGCCCGUUAGUGAAUCCGACGUCCAAGUAGUCGAACCGUCGGGGCGGUCAAAGAGGAAGAAGAAAGCAGUGCCUUUUGAGGUCCCGGACUACUCCGAUGGCUCUAUCCAUCUCACACUUCCUAGUGGGACUUCAGCCCAGACCGACUAUGAUUCGUGUGCGGAUCAUUUUGAGCGUCUGUUGCUAGAGGACGACCGCGCUAGGAUGUUGAAGGUUGGCGUGGUUGAUUCUGCCAGCACUGCCGCCCGUCUUGCGUUUCAGGGCUAUCAGUAUACUCUGUUCAUGAAGGAGCAGCUGGUAGAGGCGGCUGACCAGCUCAAGGUGGCUCUGAGAGAGCAAGACGCCCUUCGGAAGGAACUCGAGGAAGAGAAGGGUCGUUAUGAAACGGCAGAGAAGGAGCUGAGGGAUGAGCUAUCCUUGAAGAGUCACCUGAUUUCUACCCUUCAGUCUCAGAUAGGGCAGUUGGAGGCGACUUUGGAGGUCCGAGAGGAGGAGCUUCGGUUUAGCCAUCUUCAGACGGUCGUUCUUACCCGAGGUGAGAUGAUGAAGGAGUUCAAGGAAGGGAAAGCGGGUUCCUGGAACGUAGAGAAGGGCAUACGUGAGAUGGAGGAUGUACUACGUGACAGGGCUGAAGGAGUGGGAGUGGUUGAUGCCACUACUGACGGCGAGGGCGACGGGGGCGAUGACUAGACUUAUUUGUAGUUGAAACUUCUUCAAACAAUUUCUAUUUGGUUAUGUAAUAGUAAUUAGGCUCUUCGAACUUGAUAUUAUCUACUUUUCUCCCCUAGUUUGAUUCUAGUCUCUUUUGGCUAGACUUGGACUUGGUAUUUGUAGGACAUGUCAUUUUUCGGUAUAUUCGGCCCGAUCAGUGGGUUCGCUCUUUGAUGCUUUA
Salvia miltiorrhiza (redroot sage) is the source of this 1939-nucleotide messenger RNA. RefSeq lists its product as uncharacterized. The record is from RefSeq and is a predicted model, not a curated record. The transcript has 4 exons. Bases 1 to 1737 code for a protein of 578 amino acids. NCBI's taxonomy places the organism in Eukaryota, Viridiplantae, Streptophyta, Magnoliopsida, Lamiales, Lamiaceae.